This is a messenger RNA of Cladocopium goreaui, 871 nucleotides long. The record is from the annotation of a GenBank genome assembly. Lineage: Eukaryota; Dinophyceae; Suessiales; Symbiodiniaceae.
GCACAAGCCGCUCUUUUGGGGAAUUUGUGGCGCCAUCGUGUUCCGCAUGGCCUUCUUUGUGGUGGGCGAAGUGCUGAUGCAUGCCUUUUGGGCGACUCACUUCUUCCUGGGCUUCUUCUUGAUCUACACCGGCUACAAGAUCCUCGGCAUGGAAGAAGAUGAUGAGGAUGUCCCGAACCAGAACCCCAUCUUUCUGUGGCUCAUCAAGAAGAUCAAGCUGAUCGACUCCUAUUCGCCUGAGCCAAAGUUCUUCGCUCAGGCUUCAGUGGAUGCGAACACCCAGGAGCCUGUCUUGCCGGACUGGUCACCACGAAUGUUGCCGAAGGAUUGCGAUGUGAACAAUCCCACCAAGGGCCGCGACUUGACCUAUGGGACCUAUGCAACACGCCUUGUGUUGGUGGUGCUUUGCCUUGAGCUGACUGAUGUCGCUUUCGCUGUCGACUCUGUUUCCGCCAUCAUCGCGCAGAUCCCGGAUUUAUUUCUGGCGUAUACUGCCUGUGUUUUCGCGAUGCUAGGGCUCCGUGCCACCUUCUUUGCCGUUGAUGAGCUGGUGAAGCUCUUUACACUUCUGCCCUAUGCCGUGUCGGUGAUCUUGAUGUUCAUUGGAGCCAAGCUGGUCUUGAGAGGCUGGAUUCAUAUCCCAGCAGAGGUCGUUUGUGUAACCCUCGUUGGAGUCCUUCUAGUCAGUAUUGUGGCUUCAGUGAUCUUCGACUAUUUCAAGCCAAAAGAGGAUGAAGACGAAGAGGUGAAGCCUUACAUGAGCCCCUUGGGCUCUUCAGAAAUGAAAAUUGCCAAGGCUGAAGACACAGAUGCGUGAGCAACUCAUAUGCAUGUGAUCCAAAAUAAUGCAAAAUAAUGAAAUUUGUAAUGG